AUGGCAGACGAGGAGUUGAUCAACAAGAUUCACGAGCUCAGCGACUUGGAGCUCGCUGCAUUAAUAUGUUUAGUCGCAGAAGAGCACUGUAUUAUUGAUACAGAUCCCGAUGCUCUAGGUGACCUUGUACAGGAGUUACAGCUGGUCGCGUCUAAAGUCUUCGGCCUAACCUACGCUGUGAUCGAUUGCAACAUCCAUACCACUCUUGACGAUUUCGCGCAUGCUAUACUCUCAGUCGACGCAGCUCCUACUCGAUCUAAUUCCCCCGUGAGGACUCGCCACGACUCGUACUUCUUUCAGAACCUCGCUUUCCAGUCACUCAACCGAUCCCCCGUACCGGAAACGACCGAUAAUAAGAGGAUAGCAAAUGUCAUUAUUGCUAGGAAUCUCGAUGAAGCACCGCGGCAGAUACAAAUUCAAGCGUUAGAGCUCAUGCGAACAAAACGAAUUUUUACUAGGACAUCCAUACAGAGUGCACCAAAACGCUUCUUGUUCAUUGCUGCCAUAGCAGGUGGCGAAGGCCCCAGGUUGACAAAGCAUUUAAAUGACUAUAUGUUCAUUUCCCAUGUACACGAUCCCCAAGAUGGCUUUCCGAACCUAGAAGAUAUGUUCACGGACGACACAAGCUCAACCUCUUCGGUGGUGAAAAGGAGUCCGACUCUACCUGCUGAGGAUAGUUUGUGGGCGAAAAUAUCCCCGAUGGAUAUCGAACAUUUAGCCCAACAAGGUAAAAACACCACUGUUAGUGUCGAAAUAAAGCAAUAUCAGCAGAAUAUUGCUUCAUUCCUUAGGAUUCACCGUGCUGUAGCGACUGGUAUCUCUGCAAUUGCCACAAAGCAUUUUGAUAAGCUAGUCAGAUGUCUUGCACCGUUACACGGACUUCCAUAUGCUACGCCAUCUCUGAUUGCUCUUGCAGCCAGAAAGAUUUAUCUUCAUCGUAUCGAGAUUGUAAAUCCGGAGAGAGAACGUAGUAUGCAAUGGGGAAGUGACUUAGAUGCCAUACGAGAGCUGCUGGAUGGUAUAGGACCAGAGGACGUAAUUGAAGAUGUUUUGGGUAGUACAGGGGCCGAAGCUCCCUUGUGA
Molecule: messenger RNA, 1083 nt
Organism: Sclerotinia borealis F-4128
Lineage: Eukaryota; Fungi; Ascomycota; Leotiomycetes; Helotiales; Sclerotiniaceae
Source: the annotation of a GenBank genome assembly